Pieris brassicae (large cabbage white) is the source of this 2230-nucleotide messenger RNA. It is a transcript of the gene 140up, whose product is annotated as RPII140-upstream gene protein. NCBI's taxonomy places the organism in Eukaryota, Metazoa, Arthropoda, Insecta, Lepidoptera, Pieridae. Gene Ontology annotation, cellular component: mitochondrion. Bases 98 to 889 code for a protein of 263 amino acids. The transcript is spliced from 6 exons. The record is from RefSeq and is a predicted model, not a curated record.
GGAAAUAGACGCAUUUAUAUGUUAUAUUAUAAAUAUUAUAUAAGAUUUUAAUCUAAAUGUGUUAUUAAAAUAAAUGUCCCUAAAUUAAAAUUUCGAAAUGUUUCGAAUUUUUAAUAAAAAAAUAUUAUUUGGAACAACAUUGCGAUUAACUCCUGCAGCUAUAAUUCCGCUUUUUAAUAGUCCUAAUAAAAAUGACUUUGAUAAUCUUAAAACUAGUCCAAAAGAUGGACCCAUUACAGGAUGGGAAAGAGUUAGACAAAUGUUUACUGUAAAUGAGGAUGAUGUUAUUUCUCUAGAAUUGAAUAAUGUCAUACAAGCUUCACUAUUUGGAUCUUUUGUUGGUGUAUGCUAUGGAGGUUUCUUAAAAUCAAAAGAUGCAUAUAUCUCCUUUCUGGAAAACAAUCAAGCAACUAUUUUCAAUUCUACUUUUGAAGCAAAGAGAAAGUUGCAAGACUAUGUGACUAUAGCUUUUGCAAAAGGCGCAGUCCGUUGGGGUUGGAGGCUUUUUAUCUUUACUGGAAUGUAUACUUUAAUUGCAACGAUAAUAUCAGUGUAUAGAGAUAAAAAUUCUGUGUUGGAGUAUGUGGUUGCUGGUGCUGUGACGGGGUUACUUUAUAAAGCCAAUCUUGGUCUUGCUGCAAGCUUAGUUGGUGCUGGACUAGGUGCUGCCCUAAGUCUUAUUGCUGGUAUAGUUAUAGUGGGUAUUUUGAAAAUCAGUGGUGUAUCAAUGGCCGAUAUUAGAAGAUCACUUUAUAAAUUAAAGGAGAUGAGGGAAGAACAAUACAAUCAAGGCGUGGAAAAUCAUGCAAAGGAAAAACAUGAUAACUUAACAAAACAUCAUGAUCAUUUGGUUGAGUCUAAAGGAAAGACGAAAGUUGAUGAACUAUAAUAUUUCUUUAAUAUGUAGCUUAAAUGUAAAUAAAAUUUAUUAGUUAUGUUUGACCUUUAAAAAAAUACUGAGUUGCAUUAGACAGGUAUAAUGUGAUAGCAACAUAGCCACAACCCUUUAACAUUUGAAUUUUGAUAUCAGAAGCACUUUUAAACAUUCUGAAAUACUGGCAUUCUUUUUGUCCACAAACAUUGUGUUACCUUACAGUUGAGAGAACUGAGGAUUUGACCAUAAUCUAUUUACAUACAUACCUUUACCAUUCAUGAUUUUUGUUAAUAUAAUUUCAUAUUUUCCCUAUAUCUUUCUACCUAUCUACAAACUUAAAAAAUGUGCUUGUAGAUAAAUAACAAUCACAAUCAUAUUGUGUUAUUUAUUGCUAUUAUUAAGGAGUUAUUGUGGAAAAGAAAGAUUAUACAAAAGCAUUUAUUCAUAAAGAGCAUAAAUAUAAAUACUACUAUACAAUUGAUAAGGACCAAGAACUGCAAGAAAAAUUAUGAAUAUUUGACAAAAAUGUAUAAGUUACUUCGUAUCAUACAAAUGAGAAAAAUAUAUUUGUGUGGCCCUUAUACCUGGCAAGAAUAUAAAUAAAAAGCUACAAAUUAUAAAAUAAGCUUAACGAAAAGAUCAAUCAUAUAUUGUAUUGCACAAAAUCUUAAUUACACAUAAAUAAAUCUUUACAAUUAAUACUGUACUUAUUGCUUACAUUCAUUACACCGAAAUUUCAAAGAACAAAUUGAUCUCAAUUUUGUGCUGACUCUCAUCAAUUUAAACUUAGUAUACACAGGGAAGACUACAAUUUUCAUUUAAAAUACAAAAAUACAAUUUUAAAUUGAUUUUAAUGUGAUUUAUAAUUAAAGGUGCUUUAUUUUACCAUAAUCUGACAACACCAAGCCUACAUUAGCUGGCAAGCAUUAUGUUUCUUGAGUAUAAUACAUCCUUAUAUAUUUCAAGUCUCAAACAUUGUCAAUAAGAGCGAAUUCAAGGGUUCAAUGGUUUAAAUAUAAUUCUCUUUUUGAAAUAUGAAAACAAGUUUAGCUGGUGUUGCCACUUUAACAAAAACUUGUAUCAAUACUGGAGUGUAUUAGGGUAUGUGAAUGACUCGAUAGGAUAGUAUAAAUUGGCAAUGUCAGGUUUAAAUAUAUUUUUAUACAAAAAGCGAUCAAUUUUAAGCUUCGCAUAUAUAUCGCAAUAUUUUAAUACUUUCUAGGAAUUAUUCGUGAUUUUAAUUACGUGAGAGAUGAUGAUAAAUGUUUGACAUACAAAAAUGAUUCCUCUCCAUUAUGUUUUUCAUAGUGCCCCAUAAAUUAAGGUCAUACUGAAGUUGACCGAAGGUGUGGCCAA